AUGACUCAAGAUCUGAGUGUCGACCGCCCUAUGGAGGCUCGCACUGGAAGAGAGAACCAGAGAUACGGAUCACAAGGAGAACGCCUUGUCGCCGGCAUCGUACCCCUCUCCAACGACCGCAAAUCUGUCCUCCUCAUCCAAUCAAUGCGCCGCGGCGGCUGGGUCCUCCCCAAAGGCGGUUGGGAAGUCGACGAGACGGUCGAAGAAGCCGCCUGCCGCGAGGCCUGGGAAGAAGCCGGUGCCGUCUGCAAAAUCCACACCGACCUGGGCAAGAUCCCUGAAAAGAGGAAACCUGAUCAACUCACCGAAAAGGCUCCCAAAGCCGCAUACCAUUUCUUCGAGGCUACCGUCGACGAGGUCAAGGAGGAGUGGCCGGAAAAGCACAAGCGUAAGAGAAGGUGGAUGGGCUACCAGGAGGCCAUUGGCCUGUUGAAGGACAGGCCUGAGCUGUCGGAAGCUCUCAACAGAAGCAGCAUCGACAAGCAGCUCUGA
Aureobasidium namibiae CBS 147.97 is the source of this 492-nucleotide messenger RNA. RefSeq lists its product as uncharacterized. Gene Ontology annotation, biological process: diadenosine hexaphosphate catabolic process; diadenosine pentaphosphate catabolic process; diphosphoinositol polyphosphate metabolic process. Gene Ontology annotation, cellular component: cytoplasm; nucleus. The transcript is spliced from 2 exons. The record is from RefSeq and is a predicted model, not a curated record. Gene Ontology annotation, molecular function: endopolyphosphatase activity; bis(5'-adenosyl)-hexaphosphatase activity; diphosphoinositol-polyphosphate diphosphatase activity. NCBI's taxonomy places the organism in Eukaryota, Fungi, Ascomycota, Dothideomycetes, Dothideales, Saccotheciaceae. Bases 1 to 492 code for a protein of 163 amino acids.